GCUGCAGUAUGAUUGGUGCUCGUUACCGGCGACUGCAGUUUCACCAUGGGUUUGAUUCAGAGCGUGUUUACUGCAGAGGGCGGCUAUCACGUGCACGGGAUUCAGGAGAACUCACCAGCUCAGAGAGCCGGACUGGAGCCCUUCUUUGACUUCAUUCUGUCUGUAGGACACGCACGGCUGAAUAAAGACAACAGUAUGCUGAAAGAUCUUCUGAAGGCAAACAUCGAGAAGCCUGUGAAGAUGGAGGUGUACAGCAGUAAAGUGCUGAAGAUCAGAGAGCUGGAGGUCAUCCCCAGUAACAUGUGGGGUGGUCAGGGUUUACUGGGCGCCAGCGUUCGAUUCUGCACCUUUCAUGGGGCCAGUCACAACGUCUGGCAUGUUUUGGAUGUGGAACUCAAUUCACCGGCCGCUCUGGCUGGACUGAAGCCGUAUUCAGAUUAUAUUGUUGGUGCGGAUCAGGUGCUACAGGCAUCGGAGGAUUUCUUCACGCUGAUAGAAGCGUCCGAGGGGAAAGCAUUGAAACUUCUGGUGUAUAACACAGAGAGAGACGACUGCAGGGAGGUUCACAUCACUCCUAAUGGAGCGUGGGGCGGAGAGGGAAGUCUUGGUUGUGGCAUUGGGUUCGGCUACCUGCAUCGCAUCCCCACAAGAUCGCUCGCAUCCUCGCAACAACAACAACAACACGACACCUAUCCAGCAUCAGAAACCCUGGAGGAAAGGCACAGUUCUGAAACAUUUUUAGAGGAUUUCUCGGAUGCGUCGGGCUGUGAUGUGACAGCAGACGCUUCUGGGCAUAAGACCGACUUUCAAGUUUCAACACCAUUAGAGAAACAGUGGGAGUUCAAAGAUGUCUAUGAUGACGACGGAGUCUACAGCCGUGAGGAUGUAUCUGUCAUCAUCAGCCGCUCUGAAAACAGCACGGUCACAGCAGACGUCCAGAAGAAUGACUCUGGGAUCCACAGUGUUGAAGAAGGACCUGUGACUUUAAAUAUGGAGGCAACGUGCGAUGAGAUGAACACAUUUCCACAGUGACAUCAAGCCACGCACGCAUCAUCACACCUUCUGCUUCAUAUAAAUAAUUAUGAAGAUUAUAUAUUACUAAAUCAAGCAACUUAAUUGAAACUAUUUACUUGUAUUUCCACGGUUAACAUUGAAGAUUACACAGAAGUCAAUGCAGUAUUCAUUCAGUUAGAUGAAGCGUGACUGUUGUACGCAAUCCUGCUUUAUACAAUGUUGUUGCUUGAAAUUCUAAACUUCAUGAAAAUGUGCAGUUUCUCUGGGCAUAAAGACCAAAAAAUUGAAUGAUGGAGGAAGUUGCAUCAACACUUCACCCUUAUGCACAUGUCAUGAAUCUUAAAAAUAAGCUUAAUUUCUUCAUGCAAAGUAUAAUGUGUAUAUAUACGUGUAUAUAUAUAUCACUCCUGUGAAAUCUGAUUAUAUCUGUGAUCUCUCUGGACAGACUCUAUAAAGACUUUUGACAUGAAUGUUGCUAAAACAACUCAAUGAAUGCAGCAAAUGCUAAUUAUUUCAUAAAUAUAAUGUUAGUUAACAUAAAAUCUUACAUGUACAGUACAGGACAGACACACACACACAGUGUGAAUUUAAAGCCAUACUGCUGAAGUGCUGUCUGACAUGUUUAUAUUUGGCACAUGAGUAUUAUUGAAUCAUAACUCGUAAGAGAAUCCAGAGUUCUCACACCAGUCAGAAACACCCAACACUUACCUGUGACAUGAUGACAUAUGCAAACGCAGACACUGCUUUCAGCUUCUGAAAAUGAUAAAUAUACAGAAGUUAAAUACAGAGAACAGUCACAGGUGACCUGCGGCAUUAACUUCAUUUAGUGUUAUACCAAAAAUAAAAUAAAUACUUGCACAGUUAAUGUCUACUGUUUUAUACCAAUGCACUUUAAAUAAUGACAUCAUCCAUGUAAGCAUCAUUUCAAUGUAUUUCAGUUGUCAGAGAGUUCCUGGGAUCAAAUAAUACACCGUUCAAUAAAUGUGAGCUAUGAAUAACUGCGUCGGAGCUUUGUGUGCUCAGAUACACUCCUAUUAACCUUUUAAUGGCAUUUCAAAUUUAAAGCUAUAAUGAAAUGAAAGUGUAAAUGACAGGUACUGUAUGUCAAUAUUUCUUAUUUUCAUCUCCUUUCUUGCCUUUACUAGCUAAUUGAAGCUGCACGAAUUACGAAAAUGUAAAAACAGUUUAAGAUGAAAUAUAGCAGGCCCCAACCUGACAUCUGAAGCUCUUUUAUAUACGACCUGAUGAUAAACAAAAGAUCUUGAACGCAGGGAGACAUCAGAAGACAGAAAUGAGAAACAAACACAAAGUCAAUGUCACAUUCGAUGUGAUUUCAGUGACAUCUGUCUCUCUGUCACAACUCUGAAUAAAAAAAUAAACUGUAUUCUAACUGGUUUAUUAAUGGUUAAUUUAUUAAGCUGUUAUUUACCCAAAAUAUACUGCAUAUAAUUACAAUCAACGCAGGAAGCAUAAAUACAGAAGUCAUGGACACUUGAAAACCUUCUCAAGAUCUCUUUAGUCUUCGUUUCAACAUAGCGGUGUCAUUUGUAGAACUAUCAUCAUGGGCUUAUCUCUAAACUAAAGUCUGAUUAUAUACAUGAAUACACGUCGCUAUACUGUGCAAAUCUUCUCAUGAUUGACAAACGUUUGCAGAACACAGCUUUCGUUUUGCAUAAAUUAAAACACAUGAACCGAGUUUUGCCCUCCGGUGACAUUUGACCUUGCGCAUCAUUCCUCACAGAAGCGAAAUGAGUUAGAAACAUUUAAUGGAAUAGUUCACCUAAAACUGAUUCGUGGGUGAAUUAUUUCUUUAAAGAAACUCUUUCACCUCCGUCAGUCACGUAUGACAUGAAACAGCACCGUGUUGAUGAUCCCGUACAUUUUCUUCAAAAGAAAAGAAAACUCCUCGUGAACUACAAAAUAAUUACAAUAUAUGUACAGAAUGAAUGCAUUGAUGAUCACAGCACAGUGACAGAUGCAUCGUGGGAAAAACGUUCUUGGAGCACUCUGAAGAGUUUUCUC
This is a messenger RNA of Triplophysa rosa, 3036 nucleotides long. RefSeq names its product golgi reassembly stacking protein 1b (gene gorasp1b). Bases 46 to 1032 code for a protein of 328 amino acids. The transcript is spliced from 9 exons. Lineage: Eukaryota; Metazoa; Chordata; Actinopteri; Cypriniformes; Nemacheilidae. Gene Ontology annotation, molecular function: protein binding. The record is from RefSeq and is a predicted model, not a curated record. Gene Ontology annotation, biological process: Golgi organization. Gene Ontology annotation, cellular component: Golgi apparatus.